Messenger RNA from Fundulus heteroclitus (mummichog), 6353 nucleotides. RefSeq names its product sperm antigen with calponin homology and coiled-coil domains 1-like a (gene specc1la). NCBI's taxonomy places the organism in Eukaryota, Metazoa, Chordata, Actinopteri, Cyprinodontiformes, Fundulidae. Gene Ontology annotation, molecular function: protein binding. Gene Ontology annotation, biological process: actin cytoskeleton organization. The record is from RefSeq and is a predicted model, not a curated record. Bases 229 to 3585 code for a protein of 1118 amino acids. The transcript is spliced from 16 exons. Gene Ontology annotation, cellular component: microtubule organizing center; filamentous actin.
UGCUGAGCUGAUGAAAGCAGGGACCCGGGGGGAGCGGCUGGGAGAUGAUCCUGAAAGAAAGAGGAGAACAGCAGGAACACCGAUGCUGCCUUCACAAGUUGGGAGGUCCGUGGACUCUGUCAGCGGCUGCAAAUGGAUCUUCACUGGGCCUUCAUCAGUGUGUCAAGCUGGAACAACUGAGAGAACCAAAGCUUGAGCUGUAAAUGUGUCGGCACCGGGGAACUCAGCAUGAAGAAGUCGGCCCGGCCAGCGGCGAGUAAGGUCAGCGGGGAACGGGGGAAAUCGGAGGCGGCCGGCGCCGGGAAACCCUCGGCCAAAGGCGUCAGCGCCGCCCCUCUGAAUAAGCUGAAAAGCAGCGAUGAUCUUUUAGCCGCCAUGGCUGGAGGGAAUCCUGUCACCAAGACCAAGAAGACCGCCUCGCUUGGGAGCAGCUCUAACAAUCAGGAGAACCGGCCGAAGACCACGUCAGGGUCUGUUUCCAAGCGGGCAGCAUCGGCGACUUCCAAGGAAGCGAACUCCUCACGGGAUCGUUUGCGGGCGUCGAGGAGCUCUGCUUCUAAAAAGCAGUCGGUGUCGGUGACGGCGGCGGGGGAUGCCGCCUCAGGGAAGCGCUCCCGCAACCAGGUGGUGGAAUCAGAGGGCCGCAUGAGCAAGUCUAAAUCUGACGGUCAGAUCAGCGACAAGGUCGCUUUAGAGGCCAAAGUGAAGGAUCUGCUGGGUCUGGCCAAGAGCAAAGACGUGGAGAUCCUCCACCUCCGCAGUGAGCUCAGGGACAUGAGGGCCCAGCUGGGCCUCGGGGGGAGCGAGGCGUCGCAGCAGCAGCAGGAGGAGGAGGAGGAGGAGGCUGGAGAGGAGGAGAAGCCUCAGGUGUCGGCCAUUACAGCCGCCGACGUAGAGUCCACUCUCAUUCUCCUACAGGAGCAGAACCAAGCCAUCAGGGAGGAGCUCAACCUGCUCAAGAGCGAGAACCGCAUGCUGAAAGACCGCCUCAACGCGCUGGGCUUCUCCCUGGAGCAGCGGCUGGACGGCUCCGACAAGCUGUUCAGCUACCCCUCCCUGAGCCCGGACCUGUCGGCCGGCGGCGCGCACAGCGACGGAGGCUGCACGGGCACCCUGACCUCCUCGGUGGAAGGCUCCGCCCCGGGCUCCCUGGAGGACCUGCUCCUCACGGGGCACCAGCACGGCGGCUCGGCGGACAACCUGGACAGCGAGUCCAGCGAGGUCUACCAGGCCGUCACCUCCAGCGACGACGCCCUGGACGCGCCCUCGGGGGCGUCCUCGUCGUCCGAGUCGGAGUGCGCGGCGGGCGCCGAGCGCUCGCGGCGGGGCAGCGGCGGCGGCGCCAGCGAGGUGUCGGUGGCCUGCCUGACGGAGCGCAUCCACCAGAUGGAGGAGAACCAGCACAGCACGGCCGAGGAGCUGCAGGCCACCCUGCAGGAGCUGGCCGACCUGCAGCAGAUCACCCAGGAGCUGAACGGAGAGAACGAGCGGCUCGGGGAGGAGAAGGCCAUCCUGAUGGACUCCCUGUGCCAGCAGAGCGACAAGCUGGAGCUGUACGGCCGGCAAAUCGAGUACCUGCGCUCGCUGCUGGACGAGCACCACCUCUCCUACUCCCUGGAGGAAGACAUCAAGAGCGGGCGCUACAUGGAGCUGGAGCAGCGCUACGGCGACCUGGCCGACAACGCCCGCUUCGAGAGGGAGCAGCUGCUGGGCGUGCAGCAGCACCUGUCCAACACGCUGAAGAUGGCCGAGCAGGACAACGCCGAGGCCCAGGAGAUGAUCGCCGCGCUGAAGGAGAGGAACCACCAGAUCGAGCGCGUGGCUGAGGCGGGCCGCCAGGACCGGGCCGCCUUGGAGGCGGCGCUGGACGAGUACAAGGCGGCGGUGAGCAGCGACCAGGCGGAGCUGAGCCGCUGCAGGGCGCAGCUGGAGCAGGAGAGGCAGCGGGUGGCCGAGCUGUACUCGCUGCACAGCGCCGGGGACAAGAACGACAUCUGCCAGCUGCUGGAGGGGGUGCGGCUGGGCAAGGAGGAGGCCGAAGCCAAGGCCGCCAAGACGCAGGGGGAGCUGGAGCAGGCGCACGCCGAGCUCAGCCGGCUGCAGGAGACUUUCAGCAAGCUGGACAGCGAGUACAGGGACUUCCAGGAGCAGGCGCAGCGGCGCAUAGCCGAGCAGGACGGCGCUCUGGGGAAGCAGCGGCUGGAGCUCCAGGAGAAGGAGACGGAGAUCGGCGACAUGAAGGAGACCAUCUUUGAGCUGGAGGACGAGGUGGAGCAGCACCGAGCUCUGAAGCUUCACGACAACCUCAUCAUCUCCGACCUGGAGAACUCUGUGAAAAAGCUGCAAGACCAGAAGCACGACAUGGAGAGGGAGAUAAAGACUCUUCAGCGCCGACUCAGGGAGGAGUCGAUGGAGUGGCGUCAGUUCCAGGCGGAUCUGCAGACGGCCGUGGUCAUCGCUAACGACAUCAAGUCGGAGGCGCAGGAAGAGAUCGGAGACCUGCGGCGCCGGCUGCAGGAGGCCCAGGAGAAGAACGAGAAGCUGAGCAAGGAGCUGGACGAGGUCAAGAGCCGCAAGCAGGAGGAGGAGCGAGGCAGAGUGUACAACUACAUGAACGCGGUGGAGAGGGACCUGGCAGCGCUUAGACAGGGGAUGGGUCUCAGUCGGAGAUCCUCCACCUCCUCAGAGCCUUCGCCCACCGUUAAAACGCUCAUCAAGAGCUUUGACAGCGCCUCACAAGGUCCACCUUCUAACGGGGCCGCCGUGGCUCCCACAGCCUCAGCUCCCACCGCCUCGGCGCCCCCGUUACCCCGGACCCCGCUCAGCCCCAGCCCCAUGAAGACUCCCCCUGCAGCCGCUGUCUCACCAAUGCAGAGACACUCCAUAGCUGGACCUAUAUCAGCGACCAAACCCCUGUCAUCUCUGAGUGAUAAGAGACCCAGCUACACAGACAUGACUAUGCCAGCUGACCACCUCCUCAGGGGAGCCCCAACCAGCCGACCCCCGCCUGUCCUGCAGAGGGUCUCCAACAUCGACUCCACCAAGGCUAUUUCAGUGUCGCGCAGGAGCAGCGAGGAGAUCAAGAGGGACAUAUCCGCUUCAGAUGGGGCCUCCUCCUCCUCCCUUAUGGCCAUGAGCGCUGCUUCCUCCUCGCUCUCGCUGUCCUCCUCCUCCCCUACAGCCUCCAUCACGCCGACAACCCGCAGCCGCCUGAGAGAGGAGAGAAAGGACCCUCUGUCAGCGCUGGCCAGGGAGUACGGAGGCUCCAAGAGAAACGCUUUGCUCAAGUGGUGCCAAAAAAAGACUGAAGGUUAUCAGAACAUCGAUAUCACCAACUUCAGCAGCAGCUGGAACGACGGCCUGGCCUUCUGCGCUUUGCUGCACACCUACCUGCCGGCACACAUCCCUUACCAGGAGCUCACGGGCCAGGACAAGAGGAGAAACUUCACUUUAGCUUUCCAGGCUGCAGAGAGCGUGGGCAUCAAAUGCACACUGGACAUCAACGAGAUGGUCCACACGGAGCGGCCUGACUGGCAGAGCGUCAUGACCUACGUCACCGCCAUCUACAAAUACUUUGAGACCUGACCCGGCCUUCCCCCCCCUCCGACUUCACCGCCUCGCCCGCCACGUCCCCGCAGCGCAACCAGCAGCCGCUCCAUCGUCCACCGCUACGCCUCGCCUCCUUUGCACCAGUAAAGCCAUGAAAAGUAACGGAUUUAAAGCGAGCUCAACCAAGUAUGAGCCGAUCCUCAGGAGAAUCCGCUGGAUCUGGAGUGGCCCUCAGUCUGCAGGAGCUGCGAAAGAAAGAGACAAAGUCUCUGUGCCUUCUGUUUGGCUUUUGUCUUACAGUUUCUUCUCUUUUUUUUUUUUUUUAUUCAGCCCAGUUUCCAGGGUGUUGGCGAGGACAAUGUUCCAGCUUAAAUUCAACAACUGGCAAUGUUGUCUAAACCGUAUUUUUGUUUACCACAGAAUAUCUGUUAGACCCGCUUUGCUUAAUAUUUCGGAUUUUCCCACAGCAGCGAGCAUCAGGCGAGCUGUCCCCUAAUUUAAACAUCCCUUUCGGAAACGCUGGCGAGUGAUGCCGGCGUUUUGCACCAAGUCUUCCAGACGUUACGGUGCGAUCCAGAUGCCUCCUUUAAUCGGACGAAGUGCCUGUGCGCCUUUAUUGCAGGAAACCAGAAAAUGAGCUCUGUGGACAGUUUGUGAAGCUGAGGAUUCAACAAGUUGCCAAAAAAAAAAAAAGUAUCCUAGACUGUUAGUUGCCUAUUAUUAUAACCAGGAUGAACUGAUGCUUGCCAAGCACAAAGCUUGUUGGGUUCUCCAACCCUUAUCUCUCAGUUUAAGCCACACUAACACACUAUUUUAACGGCUUUGUCCACUUAUAGACCUGUGAGCGUCGACUAAUCCUCAGUUAAUGUGUACAAAGACUCUAACGCUUUACUUAACAGCUGUAUAAUGUGUUUGCAUUGCAGUUCCACUGUAUUCAUUCGGCACAUGGAGCACACAGCGUCUGUCCUCAGCAGACCUCUACCCCAAAUGUGGGGCUUUAGUGAGAGGAAUCCAGCCGAGAAAAAGUCUUUGACUCACGAGUUUGACCUUUUUGGAUCGAUGCGUUUUUGUUCUGUCUGCAUACCAGACGAUUAAGAAAGAGGUUUUGUUUGGAGCGAAACCCUGAGUUUGAAAACUCCCGCCUGGUUUUUAGGGGCAGCCGUUUCUCCAGGUGUGAAGCCCCGACCUCCAUACAGGUCCUGCCCCGUUCUUCUGCCCGUACUCUGACAGAGUCCUUGCUGUCUUGCAGCUUUAAAGCUUGGGCAUAUCAGUGGGCUGUAACCGAUCUGAUCUGAUCUCAGCGCCUCCCAAAAGGUCAAACCCUUCCUUUAGCACGGCAGACUUCAGCAUCACUCGACAGAGAGUCAUCCGUUCUACGGCUGAGCGACAUCUGGAACCGGCCCGCAGCGGCGUGGCUGGGCUACCGACCGCUGUGUGCUGCCUGUGCCUCACAUACCAAGUAAUUAUUUGUAUUUAUUUUUGUAGUUUCCAUGAAGUCAUGACUUGUGUCUUACCUGUCUAUGAAGUUGUUGCACACACACAGCAAGUAGCUGCACUGAGAUAAGCUUUUUUUUUUUUUUUUUUUCAUUCGUUUUGUAUGCCACACCAAUGUUCUUGCCUUAAAAGUUGAGCCGAGGCCUCCGCUGCUGAGAGCGCGUCAGACUCGGCGUUCCCCUCCAGGGGCGGCGACCUGAAACCUUCUCCGACUUGUUCGUCCCUGCGAAGGAACACCGGUUAUUGUCUUGAACCGUUUUUUUUUUUUUUGUUUUUUUUUUUGGAAGCAGGGCUCGAACUAAGGCGUCCGUCUGUCAAAAAAAGGUGACCACGCACUGUUUGGUCCCGGAUCCGCCGGCGGUGCGGACAGCAGCGAGGGGAAAGCCCUAUUUUUGCCUCGGAUGUGGAGGCUGCAGCGUCUCUGCAGAGUUUACAUCUGCUUUAGACAUUCAGUGAUUUAAAGAUAGCACAAAGAGCCUUCAAACAAUGGCCGGUCCUGCUCCGCGUACACGAUUGAGCAGGGUUGUUUACUGGCGUUCGAAAGAAUUGGCUUCUUUUCACGAGAGGGGGGGAUGUGUGACAACGUGGCGUUGAUUAUCCGUCUAAGGUUUAUAGCGUCGUGUUUUAAUUCCACCGCCGGCCUCCCCGUGGUUUACUGCUCCUGACAGGAAUGUGUGAGAUUUGAAGCCUCCUUGAAGCAGAAUGCGUUUUGAUCACGCUUUAGUGAUCCUGGGACUCCUUUUUUUUUUUUCUUUUUUUUUUUUAACGAGGUCCAGCAAGCAUGUGCCGACGUGGAGUGAUUGAUGAGCUCUGAGGCCCCGGCCUGCUGAGGAGGAAGCCAGGGAGCACGUUCCCCCUCCCCGCCCCGCCAUGCGGCCGGGACGGGCGUGUCCCAGAGGGUAGGGACCUUAAAGGAUGCCCUGGCAGUGCAUCCAUCUGAACAGGGAGGGGAAUCCUGAAAGGCUUCAUCACACUACAUCUGCUUUUGUUUACUUGAAGACACUCUGAGAUUUCCACUGAGCUCGCUUUGGUUUGGCUCCUUUUUGUUUUCCACGUUGCCUUUUUUUUUGCAGUCUGAUAAAGAUAUUUUUUUUUAUUUUAUUUUUUUUACAGCUCACAUACAUGCAUUACUGAACGAGUCCUUUUGUGAAAGUAAGAGUUGAAAGAAUGGGGCUUCUGUGUGUCUGAGUGUGUAAGAGCCACUAAGCUGCAGUAUUAAGGGCACACUAUCGCGGCUCUCAGUCGCAAGAACACCUUCUGUCGUUUAAUGUUGCUUUUUCUCCUGUAGUUAUAAAAGAACAUUGAACCAA